This is a messenger RNA of Ictalurus punctatus (channel catfish), 3197 nucleotides long. RefSeq names its product serine/threonine kinase 38 like (gene stk38l). Gene Ontology annotation, biological process: intracellular signal transduction; peptidyl-serine phosphorylation. Gene Ontology annotation, molecular function: ATP binding; protein serine/threonine kinase activity. Lineage: Eukaryota; Metazoa; Chordata; Actinopteri; Siluriformes; Ictaluridae. The coding region runs from base 310 to 1845 and encodes 511 amino acids. The record is from RefSeq and is a predicted model, not a curated record. The transcript is spliced from 15 exons.
UUACAGUAGGUGGCAGUGAGAGGCUCCUCGGACUGAUCCGGCAUGAAGUGGAGGAAGAAGAGGAGGAAGAAGAAGAAGAAGAAGAAGAGCAGUAAUCCGCGCACCAUUGUGCAGAUCUGAGGACGUGUGUGUUGUGAGAUUACAGCACGGCUUUACGCCGAACAUUCAACACAUCUCCUGUGCCCAGUUUGGGUGAAGGCCCCAGCACGGAGGUGGUCAGGGAAUCGGCUGUGCUUCUUGUCUAAACAUUUUCUGCUGGUUGCCAGCAAACUGUCUAAUCUACAGGAGGACAGUGAGAAUAGCUUGGCCAUGACAGGAGGCAUGGCAGCACCGCUCCCGAUGAGUAACCACACGAGAGAGAGAGUGACUGUGGCCAAACUCACACUGGAGAACUUCUACAGCACCCUCCUCACACAGCAUGAGGAAAGGGAGAUGAGGCAGAAGAAACUGGAGAAGGUGAUGGAUGAGGAAGGCUUACCCGAUGAAGAGAAGAUCACGAGGCGCUCCCAGCAUGCACGUAAGGAGACCGAGUUCCUGAGGUUAAAGCGAACUCGACUGGGGCUUGGUGACUUCGAGUCACUCAAAGUCAUUGGAAGGGGAGCUUUUGGAGAGGUGCGUCUGGUGCAGAAAAUUGACACCGGUCACAUCUAUGCUAUGAAGAUCCUGCGAAAAGCAGACAUGCUAGAGAAGGAACAGGUAGCGCAUAUCAGGGCUGAGAGGGAUAUCCUUGUGGAGGCAGAUGGAGCAUGGGUAGUAAAAAUGUUCUAUAGUUUCCAGGACAAAAGGAACCUUUAUCUCAUCAUGGAGUUUCUGCCAGGAGGAGACAUGAUGACCCUGCUUAUGAAAAAAGACACUCUUUCAGAGGAGGUCACUCAGUUUUAUAUAGCCGAGACAGUCCUGGCUAUUGACUCCAUUCACCAACUGGGCUUCAUUCACCGGGAUAUCAAACCAGACAACCUACUGCUUGACUUACGGGGCCACGUCAAGCUGUCGGACUUUGGCCUGUGCACAGGCUUGAAGAAGGCUCAUCGCACCGAGUUUUAUAGAAACCUUACACAUAACCCUCCAAGUGACUUCUCUAGUCUGAAAUCUUGCAUGUAUGGAGUGGUUUCAGCUUCAUCCACCUCUACAUCUAUCUGCACGUACCGAGACGUGGAAAUAUACUGGUCUAAAGGAAUAGAAGGCAGACUUGAAACUUUUCAGAAUAUGAACUCAAAAAGGAAGGCCGAAACAUGGAAGAAAAACAGACGACAGCUGUCCUGUUUAUGUGCACAGGCAUACUCAACCGUUGGCACCCCCGACUACAUCGCCCCUGAGGUCUUUAUGCAGACGGGAUACAAUAAGCUGUGUGACUGGUGGUCUUUGGGAGUCAUCAUGUAUGAGAUGUUAAUAGGAUACCCACCCUUCUGUUCUGAGACACCACAGGAAACAUACAGGAAAGUCAUGAACUGGCGAGAAACUCUGAUCUUCCCCCCUGAGGUUCCUAUUUCAGAGAAAGCUAAAGACCUGGUCCUCAGAUAUUGCACAGAUGCAGAGAACAGGAUUGGGGCACUGAGUGUGGAUGAAAUAAAGUGCCACCCUUUCUUUGAGGCAGUUGACUGGGAGCACAUCAGAGAAAGACCUGCUGCUAUUUCCAUUGAGAUCAAGAGCAUUGAUGACACCUCCAAUUUUGAUGAUUUUCCCGAGUCAGACAUUUUACAGCCAGUGACGAAUCUAACGGAGCCGGACUUCAAGUCUAAGGACUGGGUUUUCCUCAACUACACCUACAAGCGCUUUGAAGGACUAACACAACGUGGAACCAUCCCGCCUACACAAAGCUGGGCAAAGCAUAAGACUGAAAGCUAAAGAAGAGCUUAAACCCUUGUCUUACCUAAAUGCUCGGUGUGUUCCCUUGGCUUCAGAGGCGCUGUAAAUAUAAAGUGCAAAGUACAUUUGCAUCGGCAUGAGCCCAGGCAGGGCAAUAAUAAUCAUAAAUACUCGUGUAUCAGUAUCAGUAUAGCUACCCCUGAAUUACACUGGUUUGUAUUUGCUCAGGUAAGAGGAUGCUCGUGAUGGACAUCCUUUUUCAUUGUCCAAACACUGUACUGUAGACUUGACAGUGAAUUGAACAGGGUCUUUUUAAGUUCUUACCUCACCUCAGCCUUAUGUGCAAAUCAUACAGAGCAAAGGUUGUGUCAGUAAUUUUGAAUAACGCUAAUGUUGGUGGAUGCGAACUUAAAAGUUCUUAAAAGUUGCUAUUCAUGCCUCCAUACUCCGCAUCCAAAUCAAAUUCACAGUGUUUUGCACAGUGAGGAGUAAUAACUACGAUAGAGAGUAGUUCAUUAAUGCACUCGCCUCAAGCAACAUGUAAGGGUUACGUUCAUAUUUAUAUAUCGGAGAGAAUUUUACUGCACAGGAAGUGAGCACUACUGGCUUUCUCUUUCUUACGCACAUUUAACAAAACGUUAAAGUGUCUGAAAAGAGUGCGUUAUUUUCUAUUAUAUUGCCAAUACUGACACACUGGUAGGCAUUUUUAUUCAAUCCUUUUGCGAUCGGUAAACAUUUCAGGAGUAAUCUCAGCACUUGAUCUCUCUUAAUAAAGUUUAUUGGAGGUCAUAGAAUGCAUCUUUUUAUAUGACUUUGUCCGUCUUGUAUCUGGAUACAGCCGAUGUGUGUUCCUCAGACUAAAUAUGUCGUAAAGGGACAAGCAGUGUAGUCAGCAGCGACAGCAACUACGAGCCUUCUUUACCAUUACAGGAGGUGACAAAUGGAAGGGAAAGUCCGAAGAAACACGGUGAUGUAGAGUUUGGAUCCGUUAUGUUGCUGGCAGGGAAGAACCACUUCAAAUCGAGGUCUGUUCCAGGAGGACGAUGUUCUUGGUCAACAGGACACGAAUGGUUUGAUAUGAAAAUGAUGUAAAUCUUUCAAAUGAAUUAAUAAAAAUGAUGUACUGUAUGCUGUGACCUUCGGGGUCAGCAAAUUGAGACUUGUAGAUUUAAUUCUGUAGAAUUGAAGCUGAUCUGGCAGCUUGCAGUGACUUUACUAUGGCACUUUAUGUUGUUGUUUUGUUUUUUCCUUUAACUUGUCAUCUGUCUGUGUGUAAAAUAAGCUCAUCGUACUGAAGGGUGUAUUCAUGAUCAUCUAGUCACUGUAGAACUUGGUUAUUUAUUGCUUAUAAACUGAUAUCUUGUGAAAAGUAAAGAAAAGACAUAACCCGG